AUGCUGGUCGCCGCUGGUUCCGUACACUGGGACAAUGGCUGGCCCGCUGUAGCGCCAUCCAACCCCGCGCAGAUCUGCGUCCCCGAUACCGAAGCCCAUGCUCAAUCGAACAUCCUGCAGCGUUAUAUCAAAUGUUACAACGUCAACGAGCGCACCAUUGAGGCCUCCAAGCGUUUGUCCCGCGCUAAAUCCAUUCUGCGUGAGCAUGGUAACUACAGCUACCUGAACGGCAGUGGCAGCAUUGUGAAACUCAACAACGGUAUCGAAUUUGCGAUGAUGUACUUUGCCAUGAUUAUGGCGUUGCUGAUCAUCGGCGGUGGAGUUAUCUUGAAGUACUUACUUUCUUUCACCAUAUUGUUACUCACACUCAGCGGCUGUGGCGCCAAUGCGCCGGUGCCUGCUGAUGAGCUGAGCCAGUCAGCAGACGACAAAAUUACCCUACGCAAGAGCCCCAAUGACAGCCGUGAAUACCGCUAUCUGCAAUUGCCCAAUAAAUUGCGUGUUGUCCUGGUCUCAGAUCCAAGCACCGAAAAAGCCGCUGCUGCCAUGGCCGUUUUCAGAGGCAGCAAUCACGAGCCAGAGGCACACCCUGGGCUUGCCCACUUCCUGGAACAUAUGCUUUUCAUCCAAACCGAAGCUUAUCCAGAACCCAGCGCUUUUCAGGACUUUGUCAGCGCCAACGGCGGCAGCACCAACGCCUACACUGCCCUUGACCACACCAACUAUUUUUUCGACGUAAAGGCUUCAGCUUUUCCGGAAGCAUUGGAUCGUUGGGGACACUUCUUUAUCUCACCGAUCAUCAGCCCGGAGUAUUCUCAGCGAGAAAAAAAUGCCGUUGAUUCCGAAUAUCAGAUGCAGCUGAAGAACGAUGGCUGGCGCGGGUAUAUGGUCGGCAAACAGGCCAUCAAUCCAGAACAUCCAAACUCGCGCUUUACCAUCGGUAGCCUGGAGGUGUUAUCCGGCGAUAUUCACAACGAAUUGGUCGAAUUUUUUGAAACGCAAUAUUCCGCCGAUCAAAUGGGUCUGGUGAUUGUUGCAGACCAAUCUCUGGACGCGCUGGAGGCUCUGGUCACACCCCUGUUCACACAGAUAGAAAAUAAAGAUAUCGGACCCGCGUACCCGAGCGUUGAGCUGUUUAAAGAUGGAAUGUUGCCUGCAACCCUGAAAAUACAGACCAUCGAAGAGGGUGCCAGCAUCAGCUACCUGUUCCCCUUGCCUGCAGCUCGCGAGCACUACAAAAACAAGCCAGAGCAGUAUUUCUCCAAUCUGCUUGGGCACGAGGGCGAAGGCAGCUUACACCAGUUGUUAACCCGUAAAGGCUGGAUCCAGAGUUUAAGCGCAGGCGUCGGCGAAAUGGACCGCAAUACCAGUGCCAUGAUGGUCAACAUCGACCUGACCCCGCUGGGAGAACAACACACUGACGAAAUAACCAACAUGGUCUUUCAGGCGAUUGAACUGAUCAAACAGAGUCCACCAGAGCUGUGGCGAUUUGAAGAACAGGCGGUUGUGGCCGAAAUGGCUUUCCGUUUUCAGGAAAAGUCUUCCGCAACCGGGCUGGUUUAUCAGCUGGCACCGAGGAUUGAUGAAUAUCCUGCCGAAGAUUUGUUGGUUGCACCGUACCUGAUGGAAGAUUUUGAUGCCAAAGUCAUCAAAGACCUUAUGAAUUAUCUGCGCCCGGACAACGUACUGGUUGAAAUCUCGGGGCCGAACAUCGUCGGCGAUCAGGUAGAACCCUGGUUCAAGGUACCCUUCAGUCUCGCUCGCGGAGAUAUAGAGCAAACCGUAGUUGCAGAUGUAAAUUUGUCCCUGCCUGAAGAAAACCCCUACCUGCCUGAAAAUCUGGAGCUGGUUGCUGCAAACGAUGAACCCUUGCAGGCAUAUGCCCAAACCCCGGAACUACAGCUCUGGCUGAACUCAGACGUUCAGUUUGGCAGCCCGCGUGCCAACAUUUUUCUCGAGCUGGCGAUUGAAGGUGGCCUGGUCAGCCCAGCCGAUAGAGGCAUCGCGCACCUCUACCGCCUGAUUGUUCAGGAUGCCCUCAGUAAAGAUGUGUAUCCGGCCUACCUUGCCGGUCUGAGCUAUUCCAUCAGCGUACCUGACUCAGGCUACGAAAUUCGUAUUGGUGGAUAUCAGGAUCAACAACAGGCGCUGUUAGAGAGCGUAUUAGAUGCAUUUCUUAAUACCGAACUGGACCCUGAACGUUUCGCCACACUGAAAAAUCAGCUGAUCAAAGACUGGCGCAACGCAGUCAACGAUCGACCUUACAGUCAGGCGUUCUCUGCGAUUUCAGAUACCCUGCGCAGCGGACGCUGGCCGCGCCCGAUGUUAAUCGAUGCACUGGAGUCUGUUGAACUGGCAGACCUGCAGGCCUGGCGUAAAAGCAGGCUGGACAGUUUCACGGUCCGGGGCCUUAUACACGGUAACGUCGUUAAACAGGACGCCCGGCAACUGGAGCAGUUACUUCGAUCUUCUCUGACGCUGGAUGCCCAUAACUUCAUCACGCCCGAAGUUAAAGAUGUCGAUAACGCCCUGCGCCUGCAGCUUGAGGUAGACCACGCUGAUGCCGCCAUGGUUCUGCACGUACAGAACGCCGAUGAAAGUUUUGCCAGCCGGGCACGCAGUUCACUUGCGGCGCAGAUCAUGCAUCCUUCGUAUUUCCAGGAGCUGAGAACUGAACAACAGUUGGGCUACGUGGUGAGUGUGUCGAACCGGCCCGUGGCCAAGCGCGGUGGCGUUUCAUUUAUUGUGCAAUCGCCAAACACCUCUGCUGCUGAGCUGGAACAGGCCACGCUGAAAUUUGUUGAUGACUUCGUCAGUGCAUGGCCAGAAGUCAGCACGGCAGAGUUUGAGCAACAGAAAUCCGGCCUGAUCACGCGAUUGCUGGAAAAUCCGAAAAAUCUGAACGAAGCUUCAAACCGAUACUGGGCAGAUCUGACCGAAAACGUCAUGACCUUUGACAGUCGCGAACAGGUGGCCGAUUUAGUCGCCGGUCUUUCUCAGGCGGAUAUGCAGAAUUACUUUGUUCAGGUGCAGGAGAAACUGCAGAACCAUCGACUGCUUGUGUUCACCCCGGGGCGAUUUGCAGAGAUUCCCCAGCGCGGUCAGCUCCUUGGUAACGCCGCAGAACCCUGGGAAGCAGACGCACCCGCCAGUUGA
Messenger RNA from Symbiodinium necroappetens, 3156 nucleotides. The record is from the annotation of a GenBank genome assembly. Lineage: Eukaryota; Dinophyceae; Suessiales; Symbiodiniaceae.